Cygnus olor (mute swan) is the source of this 2613-nucleotide messenger RNA. RefSeq lists its product as uncharacterized. The record is from RefSeq and is a predicted model, not a curated record. Gene Ontology annotation, molecular function: protein binding. NCBI's taxonomy places the organism in Eukaryota, Metazoa, Chordata, Aves, Anseriformes, Anatidae. Bases 567 to 2051 code for a protein of 494 amino acids. The transcript has 11 exons.
GAGCUGAGGGGAAGGACAACAUGCGGUGUUUGUUGACCGUGUCUUUCUGAAGGGCCUUUGUAUGAGGGUUUUGAGGGACUCCUUGCAGUUCCCCUCUCUUUCCUACCCCUGGCUCUCGCCAGCUCUCCUAAUACUGUCUUGGAAGACGUCAAACUGCUGUGAUUACUGAGGGGAAGUGCAGUGACCCGUGACAUCUCCAGAAGCCACGUGUGCAAGAAGAGGCUUUGGGAAGCGUGUGGCAGAAGUCUCAGAAACGUGAGUGGUGUUUGGUGAACGCGCUCUGGUAGCAAGGAGCUCUGUGGGGUGAAGCUCUGUGAUCCUGAUGCCAGGGGCUCUGGUGAGUGCCAGUGCCGGGAUGUCCCUGGGGAAAGAAACCAGCAAAAGGCAGCAGUGCUGACACUGAUGGGAGGUUCCCUCCUCAAAGAGGAAGGCUCUUUCACCACAUACGACUUGCUCAUGAGGCUGCUUCCUUCCUCUGGUUGCAAUUCUUGCAAUCACGGAUGCCAGUGCUUGGAGGCAGCAAGUGGGGCUGAGGUCUGAGUUGUGCCCGGGGACUGGAUGCUAGCAUGGCCCUGCAGUUGCUGGCUCUGACCUUUCUCCUGGUCCUCGUCCCUCUGCUGGGAGCACAGGCACAAGAAGAUACUGGUCCCAAGACCCAAGGAGUACCCCGGGAAACAGAAAUGUGCCAAAAGCCCUCGUGGGACACAAGACUCCGUCUGGCACCAGACCAGGAGGAGUACAGGAGGAACGAAGAAGUGAUGCUGAGCUGCCCUGAGGGUUUACAUCCAUCUUUCACCAACAUCAAAUGUUCAAGAGAAGUCCAGUCCAUCAGCACUGGGAAACCUGUGUACAGAGAAGUUUGGAUGGGAAAGGGCACGGGAGGUGCCUGGACCCGCAUUCGCUCCAUGGUGGAGUGCGUGGAGGCCUUCCAGGUUGUGCCUGGGACUUUGGAGGCUUCCACCACCAGCAUCAAACUGAACUGGACCUGCAGUCUGCCUGAUGCCUGCCAGCGCAUGCAGGCCACGUGCAGGCUGGCAGGGCCUUCCUCCCCUCCCUGUGAGGCUGAGAAGGUCACGGGACAGGAGAUGCUGCACGGCCAAAAUGGAACAUUUACCUGCAACCACCUGCAGCCCUUCACUGACUACAGUGUCACCAUCUCAGUGCCCCCCAGCACGAUCCUAUUCACAUGGGUGAUCAGGACAGAAGAAACAGUGCCCGAGAAGCCGGAGCGGCUGUGGCUGGAUGCCAGCACGGGGACGCUGCGGUGGCAGGCGCUGCCCUCCUGCAAAGGGGAGAUCCUUGGAUACCAGCUGAACGUCACCGCCAGGGGCCCGCAGGACGGCGGCUUCCUCCAGGUCGAGCGGCUGAGGCUGAGCAGCUCCGUCACGGAGCACCCGCUGCCUGCGCACGGCCCUGGCACCAGCUACACGGUGGCCGUGCGGGGCCUCACGGCUGCCGGGGCCGGCGCAGCGUUGCUGGAGGAGUUUCAGACCAACAGCUCGGAGACCUCGGACCCUCCUGACGUCAGCUCCCGCCUUGUGCGCGACAUCUCCCCAUCCCAAGGCACGGCCGUGCUUCCCCUCCGCCCCAUCACCUGGGUCCCCGAGGCGGGCAGCGAGCACCAGCUCCUCGUGGCUGCGACGCACAACGGCACGGCGCUGGAAGGCGCCUGCUCGGGGGAGCUGCAGCCCUUCAACGCCAGCCGCCCACCCGACGCCUACGUGGCCGCCGUGCUCAACCUCACCGCCCCCACGGCCUUCGUGCUGGGCGACGGGACCCACGGGCACGGCUUCCACAACGCUCCCCUGCGCCCGGGCUGGGACUACACCGCCCUCCUCCGCCUCGUGCGGCGCUCCCAGCAGGAGGAGACGUUCACCUGCGUGUGCUACAGCUUCUCUGUGGUUGCAGGGCAGCCCCCUGGCUCAUGGACCGGGAUUGUGACCGGGGUGGUUGUGCUGUUGUUGCUGCUUCUCCUGUUUGCAGGCAUUGUGUGGUUCGUGCUGUCCAGGAGAAGGAAGGCUGUACCCAUCAAAGCUAAGGAGAACAAUUAAAAAGCCCCACCGUGGCCAGGCUGGAGAGCCGUCGUCCCAGCCCCUGCCUGUCCCAGAGUACUCGGCGAUGGUCACAGCAGUGGUGCAGAGAAGAUGGGGUGGUCGUCCCUGGAUCAGUGCUGUCAGCAGCUCGGCACCCGGCUCUCCUGUGACCAUCACCAGCACUGGGGGUCCCAUCCGGUUCAGCAGAGCAGGAGGAAAGCAGGAAGCCAGGGAGGGUCACCAGCUUUUUCUUCCCUGACCCCCUCCACUCCCCAGCUUUUGUUUACUGUUGAAAGGCCCGGCACUCUUUAAUGAGGCUUUCUGUAGUUCCUUUUUCUAGACUUUGAUUUUGCUUCCCUGGAAGCAGGAACUGGACGCAUUCUUUGACUCAGAGAGAAACUCAGGCUGAGCUCCUGCCAUGUCCCGGGUUCCCCACCCCUCUCCGCCUCCAUAUGCUGAAAUCCAGCCAAACCCAGGGCUCUGCUCGGGCUUGGUGUGACUGCACUGCCCUUGCCACUCUGCCUGCUCUGUCCAGACAACCAAUAAAUGUGGUUUGGAGUGGACUGCCUGCCCCACUACA